UCUUUCUACUCCUGCGUCACGCAUCUCUCGCUACUCGCUGCCGCUUUCCAUUUUUCUCUCUGUAAAUAACCAAAUAUAUAAUCAGUUACGCCAUUUCUCUCUCCAACCUCUCACCGAUAUGGUAUACUAUACUGUAUCAGGGAUACGUUGGCCUUGUGCGCCUUCUCUUUACAAAUCUCAAUCCACUGGCUUCCAUGGCGAUCGAAGGAUCUCCUCUCGCCUUUCCUUCCUCUUGAAGAAGGAGCCGUUUUCUCGUAAGAUCUUUGCUGGGAAGUCUUCUUAUGAAUCUGACUCCUCAAAUUUAACGGUCACUGCAUCUGAGAAAGUCCUUGUUCCAGAUGGUCAGAUUGAUGGCUCUUCUUCAACAGAACAAUUAGAAACCCCUGGCACAAUUUUAGAGGAACCCCAGGUGCCUAAUGAUGCAGAAAGCUUCGUGAUGGAUGAUGCUAAGAAUGUGGACGAUGAAGUGAAAAAAGAGUCUGUUCCAUUGCAUGAGAUUGUUAGCAUUGGAAAAAGUGAAUCUAAACCAAAGUCCAUUCCUCCACCUGGCAGUGGACAGAGAAUAUAUGAAAUAGAUCCAAGCUUGACAGGUUUCCGUCAUCACCUUGACUACCGUUAUUCAGAGUACAGAAGGCUGCGCGAAGAAAUUGACAAGUAUGAAGGUGGUUUGGAUGCGUUCUCUCGUGGCUAUGAAAAGUUUGGUUUCUCACGCAGUGAAACAGGAAUAACUUAUAGGGAAUGGGCGCCUGGAGCUACGUGGGCUGCACUGAUUGGAGAUUUCAACAACUGGAAUCCUAAUGCAGAUGUCAUGACUCGGAAUGAAUUUGGUGUCUGGGAGAUCUUUUUGCCAAAUAAUGCAGAUGGUUCACCACCAAUUCUUCAUGGUUCUCGAGUGAAGGUACGCAUGGAUACUCCAUCUGGCAUCAAAGAUUCUAUCCCUGCUUGGAUCAAGUUCUCAGUCCAGGCACCUGGUGAAAUUCCGUACAAUGGCAUAUACUAUGAUCCGCCAGAGGAGGAGAAGUAUGUGUUCAAACAUCCACAGCCAGAGAGACCAAAAUCACUUAGGAUUUACGAGUCACAUGUUGGAAUGAGUAGUACGGAGCCAAUAAUUAACACAUACGCCAACUUUAGAGAUGAUGUACUUCCUCGUAUCAAAAGCCUUGGCUACAAUGCUGUUCAGAUCAUGGCUAUUCAAGAGCAUUCCUAUUAUGGUAGUUUUGGGUACCACGUCACAAACUUCUUUGCACCUAGCAGCCGGUUUGGAACUCCUGAUGAUUUGAAGUCUUUAAUAGAUAAAGCUCAUGAAUUAGGCUUGCUUGUUCUCAUGGAUAUUGUUCAUAGCCAUGCAUCAAAUAAUACAUUGGAUGGGCUGAACAUGUUUGAUGGUACGGACAGUCACUACUUCCACUCUGGAUCACGGGGUCAUCAUUGGAUGUGGGACUCUCGCCUUUUCAACUAUGGAAGGUGGGAGGUACUAAGGUUUCUUCUUUCAAAUGCAAGGUGGUGGUUGGAUGAGUAUAAGUUUGAUGGUUUCAGAUUUGAUGGGGUGACUUCAAUGAUGUACACUCAUCAUGGAUUGCAGGUAGCUUUUACUGGCAACUACAAUGAGUACUUUGGAUAUGCAACUGAUGUAGAUGCCGUGGUUUAUUUGAUGCUCGUGAAUGAUAUGAUUCAUGGUCUCUUCCCUGAGGCUGUUACGAUUGGUGAAGAUGUUAGUGGAAUGCCAGCGUUUUGCAUUCCUGUUGAAGAUGGUGGUGUUGGAUUUGAUUACCGUCUCCACAUGGCCAUUGCUGAUAAAUGGAUUGAGAUUCUUCAGAAGAGAGACGAAGACUGGAAAAUGGGUGACAUUGUACAUACACUCACCAAUAGAAGGUGGUUGGAAAAGUGUGUCGCUUAUGCUGAAAGUCAUGACCAGGCUCUUGUUGGUGACAAAACUAUUGCAUUUUGGCUGAUGGACAAGGAUAUGUAUGACUUCAUGGCUUUUGACAGACCAUCUACUCCUCUUAUAGAUCGUGGAAUAGCGUUGCACAAAAUGAUCAGGCUUAUUACCAUGGGAUUAGGCGGAGAAGGAUAUUUGAAUUUUAUGGGAAAUGAAUUUGGGCACCCUGAGUGGAUUGAUUUUCCAAGAGGUGAUCAACAACUUUCCAAUGGUAAAGCAAUUCCUGGGAACAACUACAGUUAUGAUAAAUGCCGGCGUAGAUUUGAUCUAGGAGAUGCAGAUUAUCUAAGAUAUCAUGGAAUGCAAGAGUUUGAUAAGGCAAUGCAGCAUCUUGAAGAAGCCUAUGGUUUCAUGACUUCUGAGCACCAGUAUAUAUCACGGAAGGAUGAAGGAGAUCGGAUCAUUGUCUUUGAGAGGGGAAACCUUGUUUUUGUAUUCAACUUUCAUUGGAAUAACAGCUAUUCAGAUUACAGAGUUGGCUGCUUCAAGCCAGGAAAGUAUAAGAUUGUUUUGGAUUCAGAUGAUGCCUUGUUUGGAGGCUUCAGCAGGCUUAGUCAUAGUGCGGAGUACUUCAGCUUUGAAGGGAGGUAUGAUAACCGGCCUAGAUCUUUCAUGGUGUAUGCACCAUCUAGAACAGCAGUGGUCUAUGCUUUAGUAGAAGAUGAAAAGGAUGAAGUAGAACCUGUCGCCAGCUGAGAUAGAUCUUUAACAACAGGUUCUUCUGAAGCAGGAAUGGCAUUAUUUAUCUUCCUGUGCACCUGCAUUGAACGAAAUAUAUUGAGAGCCUAUAAUUGAUGCAAUGGCAUUGCCCUUCUCGGCAUUUUGCUGCGUAGGACACAGCAAAAUGAAGACCAAGGCAGAAGAUAGAGAGAUACACGCCAGAAUGCAUUAUCAUAUGGAGCGCAAACCUUCUAAAUCAUUUAGCAAGUUGCUUGCAUACUGUAAAUGUUGUCUAGUACCUGGUAAAACUAAGUUAUUAUGGUCACUGUGGAUGUCAACUACUAAAAUUUUGGGUGUAGCCCACGAGGAUGCAAGUGUUGCCCACGUAAAGUGGUGCAUCUUUACAAGUUGCGUUGGUCUUGACUAAAAUGGUUAUAAAUGAAUCUCAUGCACGUGGCCUUGUGUGAAA
Hevea brasiliensis (rubber tree) is the source of this 3068-nucleotide messenger RNA. Its product is annotated as 1,4-alpha-glucan-branching enzyme 1, chloroplastic/amyloplastic. Gene Ontology annotation, molecular function: 1,4-alpha-glucan branching enzyme activity; hydrolase activity, hydrolyzing O-glycosyl compounds; cation binding. Lineage: Eukaryota; Viridiplantae; Streptophyta; Magnoliopsida; Malpighiales; Euphorbiaceae. Gene Ontology annotation, cellular component: cytoplasm. The transcript has 22 exons. Gene Ontology annotation, biological process: glycogen biosynthetic process; starch metabolic process. The record is from RefSeq and is a predicted model, not a curated record. The coding region runs from base 119 to 2635 and encodes 838 amino acids.